Messenger RNA from Perca flavescens (yellow perch), 289 nucleotides. Its product is annotated as hepcidin. The transcript has 3 exons. The record is from RefSeq and is a predicted model, not a curated record. Lineage: Eukaryota; Metazoa; Chordata; Actinopteri; Perciformes; Percidae. Gene Ontology annotation, cellular component: extracellular region. Bases 22 to 282 code for a protein of 86 amino acids. Gene Ontology annotation, biological process: intracellular iron ion homeostasis; defense response to bacterium.
AACAACUUGAACCAUCCUAAGAUGAAGACAUUCGGUGUUGCAGUGGCCGUCGUGCUCACCUUUGUUUGUAUUCAGCAGAACUCUGCUGUCCCAGCCACUGAAGUGCAAGAGCUGGAGCAGCCAAUGACCACCGAGAAUCCGGUUGCUGAAUAUGAGGCGACAUCAGUGGACUCAUGGAAGAUGCCGUAUAAAAUCAGACACAAGCGUGGAAUUGAGUGUCGCUUUUGCUGCAUGUGCUGCUUCCCCCCUGCCUGCGGAGUGUGCUGCGAAUUCAAAUGGUGAGGAUUCC